This is a messenger RNA of Lampris incognitus (smalleye Pacific opah), 2001 nucleotides long. RefSeq names its product L1 cell adhesion molecule, paralog a (gene l1cama). The transcript is spliced from 15 exons. Gene Ontology annotation, biological process: cell-cell adhesion. The record is from RefSeq and is a predicted model, not a curated record. Gene Ontology annotation, molecular function: protein binding. Lineage: Eukaryota; Metazoa; Chordata; Actinopteri; Lampriformes; Lampridae. The coding region runs from base 1 to 2001 and encodes 666 amino acids.
AUGGAAAGAUACCACCAAGAGCCACAGAGUGGGGAAGAGGAGGCGGAAGCAUUCACCACAGACCUGAACUCGUUCUGCUGCAGGUUCGACGACCAGGACUACAGUGAAAUGACAGAGGGACGGGUGAUCAUCUACGGACGGGGGACAGCCUAUCGUCCUCACACAGGAGGAGGGAACAGUGUAAAACAGAGAGUAGGUGGAAACAAGAGGAGUGCUCACCUCUCUCUGCAGCCCUACAUGUCCUAUCGUUUUCGGGUCUAUGCCAUCAAUGAAGUGGGUGUAAGUGACACAAGCAAGCCUACAGAACUCCAUAGCACACCUGCUGAAGCACCAGACAAUAACCCAGAAAAUGUGAGGAGUGAGUCCAGAGACCCAGACAGUCUGGUCAUCAUCUGGCAGGAAAUGGACAGGCGCAGCUUCAAUGGGCCGGAUUUCCAGUACCGAGUGCUGUGGAGGCGAGUUUUGGGCAGCGGGCCUUCCUGGCACACCAGUCUCACCAAUAAACCACCCUUCAUUGUCAAUGACAUAGGGAACUUCUCCGCCUUCGAAAUGAAAGUCCAGGCAGUCAAUCAGAAAGGGGAGGGACCUGAGCCCGACCCCGUCAUUGGCUAUUCUGGAGAGGAUGUUCCCCUGGAGGCUCCUAUAGAUGUGGGAGUGAUGUUACAGAACAGCACGGCAAUAAGGGUAACCUGGGCAGCAGUAGACAAAGAGAAAGUCAGAGGACACCUGCUCGGGUACAAGAUCCAUGUGACCCGGCUUGGCUCCAGGGGCCACCACCGCGGCCGGAGGGCCAGGGAACCAGAGACCACCUUGGUGGUGGUGACAGGGGCCAAUGAGGAGGAGAGGGUGAUCAGCGGCCUCCGACCAUACUCCCGCUACACUCUGACUGUCGUUGUAUUCAACAGCAAAGGAUAUGGCCCUCCAUCUGAGCCUCUGUCCUUCCAGACCGAUGAGGGAGCUCCUGGCCCUCCCAUGUCCUUACUCCUGGACAGUCCAGCAGAGACAGAGAUCACUCUGCACUGGACCCCUCCUGCCCAGCCCAAUGGAAUCCUCAUAGGAUAUCUAUUGCAGUACCAGCAGAUCACAGAGAGCAACGACAGCCCUGUGCAGGUGGAGCAAAUGGAUGACCCCACAACAACCCACCUCACCCUGAAGGGCCUGGACCGCCAUAGCCCCUACCGCUUCUACCUGAGGGGCCGCACUGGGGCCGGAGAUGGAGAGACCAUCAUGAGAGAGGGCGCCACCACCCUGGACGGAGUCCCUCCUGCCAACUUCAGCCUGUCUGUUGGAGAGAAGUCAGUCAACUUCAGUUGGGUGACCAAAGAGAGACACAGAAAUGUGGGCUUUCAAAUCCAAUACCUCAAGAAGAAUGGUGGUGAUAAAUGGAAGCAGUCAGAGAAGGUAAAUUCCACCCAGUCUUUCUACGAGCUCCAGGGCCUGUCUCCUGGCUCCAGUUACCGCUUUCGCGUCACCUUCAGCAACGCCACCCUCUGGGAAGCCAACAUUCAAACUGAAGGGACAGAAGUGAAAGAGGUGGCUGCAGGUUUUGCUACACAGGGUUGGUUCAUUGGGCUCGUGAGUGCCAUCGUGCUGCUGCUGCUGUUAUUGCUCAUCCUCUGCUUUAUCAAGAGGAGUAAAGGGGGGAAGUAUUCAGUAAAAGAUAAAGAGGAGGGUCCAAUGGACUCGGAAGCACGCCCUAUGAAGGAUGAGACCUUUGGAGAGUACAGAUCUCUAGAAAGUGACAAUGAGUUGAAGUGUGGAGACAGCCAGCCAUCCCUGUGCGAUGAGAGUAAACUGUGCAGUGAGGACAACCUAGAUUACAACGGCAGCAGUGCCGUUACCACCGAGCUCAACAUAGAUGAGUCCCUGGCCAGCCAGUACAGCCGGCCCAGCGAAGUUCAAGAGCCACUACAGGGCCUACCGGACAGCUCCCACCUCACCCCCACCCUGCUCUCCCAGACCAACAACGGCCUGCCCAACUCAGUUGCCAUCUUGGAUUAA